GUGAGCAGCAGCUGCAAGAGGCUGAGGAGGAGCAGAGUGCAGGAGCAGGCGGCACUGGCAGGCAAGGAAGGGGGGAAGGAAGCGAACUGCAGGGGUUAGGCGCUUUGCAAUGCAACAGUAACGCCUGUCCUGGUAUUUUUAGUGGGCUCCCAAAAGUGAUCUGGCACCAUGGUGGCCCUGUCCUUGAAGAUCUGCGUCCGCCAGUGCAAUGUGGUGAAGACGAUGCAAUUUGAACCAUCCACUGCAGUGUAUGAUGCAUGUAGAGUUAUUCGUGAGCGAGUGCCUGAGGCUCAAACAGGGCAAGCCUCUGACUAUGGAUUGUUCUUGUCAGAUGAAGAUCCUCGGAAAGGUAUUUGGUUGGAAGCUGGAAGGACACUGGAUUAUUAUAUGCUGCGAAGUGGGGAUAUUUUGGAGUACAAAAAGAAACAGAGACCUCAGAAAAUACGAAUGCUGGAUGGAUCAGUGAAAACUGUUAUGGUGGAUGAUUCUAAAACUGUUGGUGAAUUGCUGGUUACCAUUUGCAGCAGGAUAGGAAUAACCAAUUAUGAAGAGUACUCUGUAAUCCAGGAGAGUGUUGAGGAGAAAAAGGAGGAGGGCACAGGUACACUUAAGAAAGACAGGACGUUGUUACGAGAUGAAAGAAAAAUGGAGAAGUUGAAGGCAAAGCUUCAUACAGAUGAUGAUUUAAACUGGCUAGAUCACAGUCGAACAUUCAGAGAACAAGGAGUUGAUGAAAAUGAAACACUGCUGCUGAGGCGAAAAUUCUUUUAUUCGGACCAGAAUGUAGAUUCGAGAGAUCCUGUUCAGCUAAACUUGCUUUAUGUUCAGGCUCGAGAUGACAUUCUGAAUGGCUCCCAUCCGGUCUCCUUUGAGAAGGCUUGCGAGUUUGGAGGCUUUCAAGCACAAAUCCAGUUUGGACCUCAUGUAGAGCACAAACACAAACCUGGAUUUUUAGAUCUGAAAGAAUUCCUGCCUAAAGAAUACAUCAAACAAAGAGGAGCUGAAAAGAAAAUAUUUCAGGAACACAAGAACUGUGGAGAGAUGACUGAAAUUGAAGCCAAAGUGAAGUAUGUGAAACUAGCACGCUCCCUCAGGACAUAUGGAGUGUCCUUUUUUCUUGUUAAGGAAAAAAUGAAGGGCAAAAACAAGCUUGUUCCUCGUUUGCUGGGCAUCACCAAAGACUCAGUGAUGCGUGUGGAUGAGAAGACCAAGGAGGUGUUGCAGGAAUGGCCACUGACAACUGUGAAGCGCUGGGCUGCCUCUCCAAAAAGCUUUACUCUGGAUUUUGGUGAAUAUCAAGAAAGUUACUACUCAGUACAAACCACUGAAGGAGAACAGAUCUCUCAGCUAAUUGCAGGUUACAUUGAUAUCAUAUUGAAGAAGAAACAAAGUAAGGAUAGAUUUGGGCUUGAAGGUGAUGAGGAAUCAACAAUGUUGGAAGAAUCCGUGUCACCUAAGAAAUCUACCAUCCUGCAGCAGCAGUUCAACCGAACUGGGAAGGUAGAACAUGGCUCAGUGGCAUUGCCUGCUGUGAUGCGUUCAGGCUCAAGUGGCCCGGAGACUUUCAAUAUUGGCAGCAUGCCUUCUCCCCAGCAACAAGUCAUGAUUGGGCAAAUGCACAGAGGCCACAUGCCUCCCCUGACCUCAGCACAGCAGGCCUUGAUGGGGACUAUUAAUACUAGUAUGCAUGCUGUACAGCAGGCACAGUCCGACCUCAAUGAAGUUGAUAACCUGCCACCUCUAGGACAAGAUAUGGCAUCGAGGGUAUGGGUUCAGAACAAAGUUGAUGAAUCAAAACAUGAAAUUCACUCUCAGGUUGAUGCUAUCACUGCAGGAACUGCCUCUGUUGUUAACCUCACAGCAGGUGACCCGGUUGACACUGAUUACACGGCUGUGGGAUGUGCAAUUACAACCAUCUCUUCUAACCUGACUGAGAUGUCCAGGGGUGUGAAACUGCUUGCUGCCCUAAUGGACGAUGAAGUUGGAAGUGGGGAGGACCUCCUGAAAGCUGCUCGGACUCUGGCAGGUGCUGUCUCGGACUUGCUGAAAGCGGUGCAGCCGACAUCAGGAGAGCCUCGCCAAACAGUUUUAACUGCAGCUGGAAGCAUUGGGCAAGCCAGUGGGGAGCUCCUGAGACAGAUAGGAGAGAAUGAAACUGAUGAAAGAUUUCAGGAUGUACUGAUGAGUCUUGCCAAAGCUGUUGCAAAUGCUGCUGCCAUGUUGGUGUUGAAGGCUAAGAAUGUGGCUCAAGCUGCUGAGGAUACAGUCCUGCAGAACAGGGUUAUUGCUGCUGCUACGCAAUGUGCACUAUCCACCUCUCAGCUUGUGGCAUGUGCCAAGGUUGUGAGCCCCACUAUCAGCUCUCCCGUAUGCCAGGAACAGCUGAUCGAGGCUGGAAAACUAGUGGAUCGUUCGGUGGAGAAUUGUGUCAGAGCCUGUCAGGCUGCCACAGAUGACUCUGAGCUGCUGAAGCAGGUCAGUGCAGCAGCCAGUGUAGUCAGCCAAGCCCUGAAUGACCUCUUGCAGCACGUCCGUCAGUUUGCAAGCCGGGGAGAGCCCAUUGGACGCUAUGACCAGGCAACGGAUACCAUUAUGUGUGUCACUGAAAGUAUCUUCAGUUCGAUGGGGGAUGCUGGUGAAAUGGUGCGGCAGGCCAGGGUACUUGCCCAAGCUACUUCGGAUCUUGUCAAUGCGAUGAGGUCAGAUGCUGAGGCUGAAAUUGACAUGGACAACUCUAAAAAGCUUCUAGCUGCAGCUAAACUUUUGGCAGAUUCUACAGCUCGCAUGGUUGAAGCAGCAAAGGGGGCUGCAGCAAAUCCUGAAAAUGAAGACCAACAGCGGCGACUGAGAGAAGCGGCAGAGGGACUGCGGGUUGCCACGAAUGCAGCUGCUCAGAAUGCCAUCAAGAAGAAAAUUGUCAACAGAUUAGAGUUUGCAGCUAAACAGGCAGCAGCUGCUGCCACUCAGACAAUUGCAGCCUCUCAGAAUGCGGCCAUUUCCAACAAGAACGCAGUAGCUCACCAGCAACUUGUCCAGAGCUGCAAGAAUGUUGCUGACCACAUUCCUCAGCUGGUUCAGGGUGUGAGGGGAAGCCAGGCUCAGGCAGAAGACCUCAGUGCUCAGCUUGCUCUGAUAAAUUCUAGCCAGAAUUUCCUUCAGCCUGGAAGUAAGAUGGUGGCAUCCGCCAAAGCUGCAGUACCUACUGUAAGUGACCAGGCCGCAGCAAUGCAGCUAAGUCAGUGUGCCAAGAACCUUGCAACGAGUUUAGCUGAGCUAAGAACUGCCUCCCAAAAGGCUCAUGAAGCAUGUGGCCCUAUGGAAAUUGACUCUGCUUUGAACACAGUCCAAACACUCAGAAAUGAACUGCAAGAUGCUAAGAUGGCCGCUGUAGAUGGACAGUUAAAACCACUCCCAGGAGAAACGCUGGAAAAGUGUGCACAGGACCUCGGAAGUACCUCUAAAGCUGUUGGUUCAUCAAUGGCCCAGCUGUUGACAUGUGCUGCUCAAGGCAAUGAGCACUACACAGGGGUUGCUGCCAGGGAGACAGCUCAAGCUCUGAAGACUUUGGCUCAGGCAGCAAGAGGCGUUUCAGCAUCCACCACUGACCCAAUGGCAGCACAUGCAAUGUUAGAUUCUGCAAGGGAUGUCAUGGAAGGCUCAGCUAUGCUUAUUCAGGAAGCAAAACAGGCUCUGGUUGCACCUGGGGAUGCAGAAAGUCAGCAGAGGUUAGCUCAGGUGGCCAAAGCUGUGUCUCACUCAUUAAAUAACUGUGUGAAUUGUCUGCCUGGACAAAAGGAUGUUGAUGUGGCCUUGAAGAGCAUUGGAGAAUCCAGCAAGAAACUGCUUGUUGAUUCGCUGCCUCCAAGUUCUAAAUCUUUCCAAGAAGCCCAAAGUGAAUUGAACCAGGCUGCAGCUGACCUGAACCAGUCGGCAGGGGAAGUGGUUCAUGCUACCCGGGGCCAAAGCGGAGAGUUGGCUGCAGCCUCUGGAAAGUUCAGUGAUGACUUCGAUGAGUUCCUUGAUGCUGGUAUUGAAAUGGCUGGUCAAGCACAAACUAAAGAGGACCAGAUUCAAGUAAUAGGGAACCUCAAGAAUAUUUCUAUGGCCUCCAGCAAGCUCCUAUUGGCUGCCAAGUCUCUCUCGGUUGACCCUGGAGCUCCUAAUGCCAAGAACCUCCUAGCUGCAGCUGCAAGAGCUGUGACGGAGAGUAUUAACCAGCUCAUCACUCUGUGUACCCAGCAAGCUCCAGGGCAGAAGGAAUGUGACAAUGCUCUCAGAGAACUGGAGACAGUUAAAGGAAUGCUGGAUAACCCCAAUGAACCUGUCAGCGAUCUCUCGUAUUUUGAUUGUAUUGAAGGUGUUAUGGAAAACUCCAAGGUCCUUGGAGAGUCAAUGGCAGGCAUUUCCCAGAAUGCCAAGACUGGGGAUCUGCUCGUCUUUGGAGAAUGUGUUGGAGUUGCUUCCAAGGCACUUUGUGGUCUCACAGAGGCUGCAGCCCAGGCCGCUUACCUGGUUGGCAUCUCAGAUCCCAACAGUCAGGCUGGUCACCAGGGGCUUGUCGAUCCUAUCCAGUUUGCCAGGGCCAAUCAGGCAAUCCAGAUGGCGUGUCAGAAUCUGGUGGAUCCAGCGAGUAGCCCAUCACAGGUUUUAUCAGCUGCCACAAUAGUGGCCAAGCAUACUUCUGCUUUGUGUAACGCUUGUCGUAUUGCUUCAUCGAAGACAGCCAACCCCAUUGCCAAGAGACAUUUUGUGCAGUCUGCUAAGGAGGUCGCAAACAGCACCGCCAAUCUGGUGAAAACUAUCAAGGCCCUGGAUGGUGAUUUCUCUGAUGAUAACCGCAAUAAGUGUAGAAUUGCGACUGCACCUUUGAUUGAAGCUGUGGAAAAUCUGACAGCAUUUGCUUCCAAUCCAGAGUUUGUCAGUAUACCAGCCCAGAUCAGCAUGGAGGGAUCUCGAGCACAGGAGCCAAUUCUGAUUUCCGCCAAGACGAUGUUGGAGAGCUCAGCUUUAUUGAUCAAAACUGCUCGUUCGCUGGCUAUCAAUCCAAAAGACCCACCUACUUGGUCUGUACUUGCUGGGCAUUCGCACACGGUUUCAGAUUCAAUUAAGAGUCUGAUCACUUCCAUUAGGGACAAAGCCCCUGGCCAGAGAGAGUGUGAUUACUCCAUUGAUGGAAUCAAUAGAUGUAUUAGAGAUAUUGAGCAAGCUUCCCUUGCAGCAGUCAGUCAGAACUUGGCCACAAGGGAUGACAUCUCAGUUGAGGCUUUACAGGAGCAGUUGACAUCAGUUGUUCAGGAAAUUGGGCACCUUAUUGAUCCCAUAGCAACAGCAGCUCGGGGAGAGGCAGCUCAGCUGGGACACAAGGUUACGCAACUGGCAAGUUACUUUGAACCCCUGAUUUUAGCUGCAGUUGGUGUGGCAUCCAAGAUGCUAGAUCAUCAGCAACAGAUGACUGUCCUGGACCAGACAAAGACACUAGCAGAAUCUGCCCUCCAGAUGCUGUAUGCAGCCAAAGAAGGAGGAGGAAAUCCCAAG
This is a messenger RNA of Chelonoidis abingdonii (Abingdon island giant tortoise), 5535 nucleotides long. The record is from RefSeq and is a predicted model, not a curated record. Lineage: Eukaryota; Metazoa; Chordata; Testudines; Testudinidae.